Messenger RNA from Cannabis sativa, 1129 nucleotides. RefSeq names its product probable 2' cyclic ADP-D-ribose synthase BdTIR. Lineage: Eukaryota; Viridiplantae; Streptophyta; Magnoliopsida; Rosales; Cannabaceae. The transcript has 2 exons. The record is from RefSeq and is a predicted model, not a curated record. Bases 151 to 741 code for a protein of 196 amino acids. Gene Ontology annotation, biological process: signal transduction.
CAAUGAAGACCUCUUUUCUCUAUCUAUAUAUACUCCGUUAAAUAGAGGUAGUUUUAGAAAUUAAAAAGAAAAACACAAUAAAAACAAAAGACAUAAUUAAUACAUACAGAUCAAGAGAGAAUUAAUAAUUAUCUUUUAUAUUUGAAAAGAAUGAAUAGUAGUGUUGUAAAAGCACGAGCCCUUGAGAGGUUAGCUAAGAGAGUUAUGAAGCCAAAGUGUGAAGUUUUCAUAAACCACAGGGGAGUUGACACGAAGAGAAGCAUAGCUACUUUGCUUUACGACCAGUUGUCAUGGCUGAACAUUCCUUCUUUUUUAGACAACAAGACAAUGAAACCAGGUGAUAAACUGUUUGACAAAAUCGACACUGCUAUCAUGGGUUGCAAGGUGGGGGUUGCAGUGUUCUCCCCUCGUUACUGCGACUCUUAUUUUUGCCUACACGAGCUGGCUCUUUUCGCCCAGACAAAGAAGAAGGUCAUUCCCAUCUUCUGCGAUGUCAAGCCAUCUCAGCUUCACGUCUCCCUAGACAACAACCAAUAUUCCCAGGAGGACCUCACCAGAUUUGCUUGGGCUAUUGAACAGGCUAAAAACACCGUUGGUCUCACAUUUGAUUCCUCCAAAGGGAACUUGGCUGAUGUGGUAAGAAAGGCUUCCAAUAUAGUGAUACGCACAUUGAUAGAGAUGGAGAUCAAGGAGAAACAAACAAAACGGCGUCGUGAUCAGAUGUUUCCAGUCCCCACAUAAUAAAUAAUUAAAACCAUAUAUAUGCUCGCAGCAGGCAUUGGUUAACAUUACAUUCUAAUAAAUCUCAUAUCCAUUAUUUAAGUUGGUUCUUAUUGUGAAGAGUAUGAAAUUUAUUUUACACCUUCUGAUCAUCGCUCUCUCAUCUUAUUGAUUUGGUUCUGCUUCAAUUAUUUAUAUUUUUAUUUGUUAAUUAAUUAAUAAAUUGAAACUAAUUAAUAUCGUUUGUUUUCUUUCUCUCUAUAUUGUUAAUUUGAUUUCUUGUAAGAAUUUUUUUUUCCAAUUUUUAAGUAUUCCUUGUAUUAAUUCAGAUUGAUCGAAACAAAAUGGCAGAUCUAAUCUCUUUUUGUUUAAACAAAUGUACAAUUUUUUUUCUGUUAUUGUAAUAAAU